This is a messenger RNA of Zalophus californianus (California sea lion), 975 nucleotides long. Its product is annotated as calcium-binding mitochondrial carrier protein SCaMC-1-like. Lineage: Eukaryota; Metazoa; Chordata; Mammalia; Carnivora; Otariidae. Gene Ontology annotation, molecular function: ATP transmembrane transporter activity; calcium ion binding. The record is from RefSeq and is a predicted model, not a curated record.
AUGCUGCGCUGGCUCCGGGGCUUCGUGCUGCCCGCGGUGGCCAGCCAGGAAGACGAAAAAUAUGUCUAUUCAGAUCCUCUGCGCUACAAGAUCCUCUUCCAAGACCUGGACCGCGACGGGAACGGGUUGGUGGACAUCGUGGAGCUCCAGGAGGGGCUGAAAAACUGGGGCUCCUCAUUUGGUCUGAACUCCGAGAAUGACAUUUUUAAAGCUGGAGAUACCAAUGAGGAUUCAAGAUUGGACUCUGGAGAAUUUUUGCAGUACCUUAAAGACCACGAGAAAAAAAUGAGGCUGGCAUUUAAUAGUCUGGACAAAAAUAAUGAUGGUUCAUGUUUAAAGUCAAGGAGAAUGAGGUUGAUUGGUGGAUUUGAGCAGAUGUUAAAAGAAGGAGGAAUUCGUUCUCUUUGGCGGGGAAAUGGUGUAAAUGUUUUUAGAAUUGCACCUGAGACAGCUCUCAAGAUUGGGGCUCAUGAACAGGUUCUAAAGACCAGACUGGCUCUAGGUAAAACUGGAAAGUAUUCAGGGUUCAUUGAUUGUGGCAAGAAGCUUCUGAAACAAGAAGGUGUUAGAACCUUUUUCAAAGGUUAUAUUCCUAACUUGCUAGGUAUUCUACCUUAUGCAGGCAUAGAUUUUGCUGUUUAUGAGCUGUUGAAGAAUUAUUGGCUAGAACAUCACGUGGCAGAGUCUAUAGACUCUGGGAUAAUAAUUUUGCUGGGAUGUAGUACAUUGUCUCACAUGUGUGCUCAGAUAGCCACAUUCCCUCUGACCCUUAUCAGAACUCGCAUGCAGGUUCAAGCACUGGAAGAAAAAGGAACAACAACCUCUAUGAUUCAUCUCAUUCAAGAGAUAUUUAACAACAAAGGAAAAAGGGGAUUUUUCAGGGGUCUCACCCCAAACAUCAUGAAGGUGCUUCCCGCAGUAGGCAUCAGCUGUGUAGUUUAUGAAAUAGUGGGACAACAUUUGGGAUUAAUUUAA